AUGCUUUGCGGUUCGAUGUGCCCUCAAGGCUGUAACUGCUCGCAUGACGACAGUCGCACUGUACACUGUCGCGCGAUUCGGCUUGUUGACUUGCCAGCGUUGUUGGAUCCACGGACUCGGUCACUGAUUUUGAAGGAAUGUCAGAUCCAGAAAUUGGAUCCUGACAUUUUGGAACUAUAUCCUGAUCUUGAAUCACUUGAUCUAAGCGGCAAUAAAAUUGAAACCUUGCAAAGCGGUCAUUUUCGCUUUCAGACGAGCUUGAAAGAGCUGAAACUGAGGAGGAAUAGGAUUUCAAGGAUUCAACGUGGGGCUUUCGUCGGUCUUGGCAAUCUUGAGGUGCUAGAUCUGUCAGGGAACCGUAUAGUGGAUAUAGAAAACGACGCUUUGCAAGAACUACAGUCUUUGAAGUUGUUGGAUCUUGGUGUCAAUACGUUGCCUGGUUUUAAUACGGACACACUGAAUGGACUGAUCAAUGUGAAGACACUGAAUGUCUCAAAAAAUCGGUUUCAGUCUUUUGACUUGACCAGUCUCAAGCAUGUCCCUCAAUUGCAAAAUCUUGAUCUUAGCCAUAAUCUGAUCUCAGAAAUAAAAAUCAGCGGAAUGUCACAGAUACAGCAUAACUCGUUGUUGCGUCUUAACCUUAGCUCGAAUCUACUUUCUACGAUAGAUGAUUCUACUUUUGCUUCUGUUACACAACUGAGACAGCUAAGUUUGGACAAUAAUAUGAUUCGUAGCGUUGCAGCACUCGGACUUCGUCAGUUAUUCACCUUGGAAGAAUUGGAUUUGUCAUGGAAUUCUAUAGAGUCAAUUGGCACUUCUUCUUUCGAUGGCCUUGGAAAUUUAAAGAAACUUUGUCUUAGCCAUCUACACGAUCUCCGCUCAAUAGAGUUGAACGCUUUCUCGGGUUUAAAUUCUCUUCAAGUAGUUGACCUAUCGUCUUGCUAUUCUCUCAGAUCAAUUGAUGAUAGCGCUUUCGAAACCAGCGACAAAUUGGAAUAUCUUGACCUUAGUUUUUGCAACCUUCAGCAUCUUCAUAGCCAACUAAUAAACUGGUUUAGACUAAAAACGUUGCGGCUAAACGGAAAUCCUCUUCACUGUGACAACGACUUGUUAAAUUACCUUCCAGCGGUUUUGCGACAUUUUCACAUAAAUAUUCCUUGCGCUUCACCUGUUGAGUUGAGCCAUCAGAAUAUUGCACAUCUGAAACCGCAAAAAAUAUCAGAUAGUCGCAUCGGUCUGCUUCUUGGGAUUGUUGGCCUCUUGACGUUUCUGACAGUUGUAGCAGUAACCGCCUAUUGUUUAUACGAAAAAAAGAUUAAGUCGCGCCAAAAACUUGCAAUUCCGACUUACACGCCAUCCUCACUUAUUAACUCAACAACAUAUGACAAAGGCGAGCUACUGGCAAAACAAAUAUUUUAUUCUCCGAGCGAAUUUAGUGCUUGCACUGUAUCCACAUCAGACGAGGGCGAACAUUACAGUAGUCCGAUAUAUCCAACAGAAUCGGAGCAAAUCUAUGAAACACCUCAUCCACCUAGUCAGUUAUUAGGGAGUAACCUCCCAAAAAUGGCUCUGGUUGACGGCGUAGAACCAGUUUUAGCUCUUAAUGGUUUUUGUAGAGUUCUACCGUAUUCCUGUGUAACAGCUGAACGAUAA
Molecule: messenger RNA, 1653 nt
Organism: Enterobius vermicularis (human pinworm)
Lineage: Eukaryota; Metazoa; Nematoda; Chromadorea; Rhabditida; Oxyuridae
Source: the annotation of a GenBank genome assembly